Molecule: messenger RNA, 1119 nt
Organism: Suillus bovinus
Lineage: Eukaryota; Fungi; Basidiomycota; Agaricomycetes; Boletales; Suillaceae
Exons: 2
Coding region: 1-1119 (372 amino acids)
Source: RefSeq, a predicted model, not a curated record
AUGACCCCACUUCCUGUCCACGAACAGCCAGCAGCACACCUCGCGAAAGCCAUCAACAAUUUUACGGAAGCCAUCCCUUACCACAGACUCUUAAUCAACAUCACCAUGCACCUCAACCACUGUAUUCAAAACAAGGACUCUACAAACAUUCCAGACAUACAUCUCAUUGUCACAGUGCAACCGCCAGACAAUCCUGGGUCCAACAAGAUGGAGAUAGCAAAGCUGAUUUUGAAAUGGGUUGGAGAAUCCGGGCUUUCCUCAGACACAGACUGCAUGGUACGCAAGUUGAGUAUCACAUGCGAUGGUCACCCAGACGUCAGCUACGCUUUCAUCAUAUCCUUCAAGGAACGAACUAGAUGGCAACAGCCAAAAGAAGGCAGUGUCGCUUACCAACUUCGUUCGGCUUCCCCAUUGGACUACGAGGAAUUUAUCCCUGCACGCAUCAAAAAGAGUUUGAAGUUCGGACCAGUGGAAAUCACAUCUCAUACCUGGAUUGAUAUCUCUGAGGUCCACUACAGCGUAUUCAAGCAUGGCACAGACAGUUGCUUCGAUUUUAAUAACAAGGAUGCUGCUACAUUUGCAGAGGGGACCCUUCACUCUAUAUUGCAGAUGGGUGACAUUGAGUGCAUGUUAGAUGACACCACUGGGAGUCUCAAGGCGUAUAUUGUGUUGUUGAUGGAGGGUAUGGGCAUUGAGCAGGCUGCAAUUCAGGCAGCGCGCGAUUCUCAUCCCGUCUUCAGGCCUGUUUGGAUGGCAGCUCUCAACUCUAUCUCCUCUGUGAUCUCCCUUACAGCAUAUUGCCACUACCUCGAUUGGCGCAACCACAAAUAUGACAAGUGUAAGAUGACACAUGUCACCAUUCAAUCCUCAGGGUCUACUAGCAUGCAACCGACAACAGUUUCGAUCUCGUCCAUUCUGACAACUUCCUCAUCUGAUGCGACAACCACUUCCUCUGCUGAGUUAUCACUCGAUGUGCAGGAGGAGCGCUCUGCAAAGAAGUCUAAAGUCCAGCCUGACUCGGAGGACAGACCUGAAGGGUCUACUAUUGCAAAAGUGAAGACAAAGAAGAAGUUGGAUGGGGGUGGCAAGGGGAAGAGGAAGGGGAAGGGUUGUAAGUAG